Molecule: messenger RNA, 2831 nt
Organism: Panicum virgatum (switchgrass)
Lineage: Eukaryota; Viridiplantae; Streptophyta; Magnoliopsida; Poales; Poaceae
Product: putative disease resistance protein RGA4
Exons: 3
Coding region: 886-1893 (335 amino acids)
Biological process (GO): defense response to fungus
Molecular function (GO): ADP binding
Source: RefSeq, a predicted model, not a curated record
UUCGACGCCAAAGUUACUCUGUUUUGUUUUGCUGAAGCUGCUUCGGAUGCCAUCUUUCCCCUGACAAUAUAGCUUGUAGAAUGUAGAGCCUGAUAAACUUAUUUAUGCAGCGCUAAGAGCUAAUGUAGGUCCAGGUGAUGCUAGGCCAUGAGACUCAAGCAUUCUGCCUGCUCGAUGAAAUGUUCAGUUCAGCGGAUCUGGCCUCAGCGGCCAUUGGUAAUCAUUGUGUUCAACUUUUCUGACAUGUUUAGACAAGUGGACCCAUGGGUCGUCCACUACUCUGCUUUCUGUCGUCAACUUGUACUAGCAAGAGUGCUUUUGUCAUUUAGGUGGUUCUCAGGCCCUACCAUUCUGAUGGCAGGGUCUUUAAAUUUAGCUUGGCAGGAAGUUCCGCUUUACCGUCCUUUAUCAUUGUUGACUAGACUUUUUCUUUUGCCAGGGAAGUGUCUCUUUGUGCUAAGAGUUGUUGGACACAUCGUCCUCACUAAAAUCAUAGGACACAAGUGGAUGUCGUAGCCACUGGAGCUGCCAGAGGCACCAUUAAUCUCUAUGCCAUUUUGCUAAGCUGCAGCACCUACCUUCUUCAGUUCUGCAUCCUGAACCCAGAAAUUCUGUGAUAGUUCCAGCAUGAUGAAAUGCAGUACCAUGUUUGGAGUUGUGGACUAGGAGAAAGAAGCUGAUCCGAGCUGAAACUCAAGUGAGUGUCCAUACAUAUUCAAAGUCUUCACCCCAUAAUCAGAUAAAGUUCUGCAUUCUGCGUCCUUUGGAACUUGACAAGAGAAGUUUUAAAAUAUAACCGGACUAGAGGCAGCUUUAGCAUCUGGACUAUUGAAGGUUGCAGCCAACAAGUUAGUUUCAUUGAUUGCCAGCGAAUUCGCCUCCAUAAUGGGUGUAACAAAUGACCUCUCCGAGCUCCAGGAUAUUCUUGCGGAGAUUAGAAGCUGGCUCUUCACAGUUCAUGACAGAGCAAUAGAGAGUGAGCCAUCAUGUCAAUGGGUUAUAAAAUUGAAAUUUGUUGCUUAUGAUAUUGAUGAUUUACUAAAUGAAGUCUACAUAGAGGCUGAGAAAUACAAGAUAGGAAGGAAUGGUGUAAAGUACUCUAUAACUGAUGGUUUCUGCACAAAACCAAAGCUGUUUCUGUUCCGGCGCAAGAUGGCCAAUAAGAUCAAGGCAGUCAAGGAGAGAUUCUCUGAGAUUGUGAAGCAAAGAAAAGAUGUCAGUACUAUAGUGAAUAGUUUGCCUUCUUAUCAACAUCUUCAGAGAACAAAGAGGACAGAUGGGGAGUUGUCCUUGUUGGGCAAUGUUGAACAAUCAAAAAUACCCAUAAGGAAUCUGGAGAAGGAUGGUAUCAUAUCUAAGCUUAUAGAAUCCAAUGGAGAGAAUGCUUGGAUAGUUUCUAUUAUCGGGUUAGGUGGGUCUGGCAAAACUACGUUGGCCAAACUCAUCUGCCAUGAUGAAAAGAUAAAGAAGCACUUCAAAGAUACAAUAUUUUGGGUCCAUGUGUCUCAAGAAUUUAGUGUGGAAAAACUUAUUGGCAAGCUUUUUGAAGCUAUCUUUAAGCAAAAGUCAGACCUUCAAACCCAGCAGUACAUGGUCCAUGCGAUUUCAAGCAAAUUGAGUGGUAAGAAAUUUCUUCUUAUCCUGGAUGAUGCUUGGCAUGAUGACCUUCUUGAUUGGGAACAACUCAUGGUUCAAGUAAACUGUGGAACACCUGGAAGCAAGAUUCUGUUAACUAUGCGAGAUCAAAAGGUUGCAGAAGCAGCAAAAUAUAGGCAUAUAUUCAACUUGGAAUUCUUAUCAGAGGUUGAGAGUUGGGACUUGUUUCUCGAGAAUUCUGGGUUGGUGGAGGAAGAUUUGGACUCUGAGUUUAUACAAUUGGAAAAGAGGUUGUGAACAAAUGUUGUGGGGUGCCACUAGCAAUCAAAACUCUUGGAGGUGUCCUCAAUGACAGGAGGGAAAUAAAUACUUUUUUUUUAGGGUGGGAAAUAAAUACUUGGAGGGUCAUAAAAGAAAGUGACUUACAGAAUAUUGAUAAUAUAAAAGACAGAGUGUUUGCAUCCUUGAAAUUGAGCUACUUUCACAUGCCAGAUCAUUUGAAGCAAUGCUUUACAUUUUGCUCUAUAUUUCCAAAAGGCUAUGAAAUCACAAAAGACCACUUGAUUGCCCAAUGGAUAGCUCAUAGAUUCAUCAACCCAAUGAAUGAUGAGCUGCCAGAAGAUAUUGGAAGUGCUUACUUUGACUCUCUUACGAAACUCUGCUUUCUUCAAGAUGUAUCGAGAAAUUGUUGUACUUAUCAACUAGUAUACAAAAUGCAUGACCUGAUUCAUGACCUCACUUGACAAAUUUUACAGCAUGAAGUAAUGACAUCUCUGCGGAAGGAUAUGACACCAAAUUGUAUUCUCAGAUGUCGAUACUUAUGUUUGACUUCAUCUACAGAGAAGAUUUGCAGGAACUUAUUUGACAAGGUCCAUGCUCUCUAUGUCUCUAGUGGUAACCCAUCUUUUGACAAACCGAUUAAGAAGUGUUGCAAUGUCCGUAGUGUUGUUCUGGAUUAUACAAUCUACACACCAUUUCCACUGUUCAUGCUGAAGUUUCAAUUUCUUGGUUACCUAAGAAUAUGUAAUGUUAGUUGCAUGGAACUUCCAGAAGUUAUCUCAGGCUGUUGGAACUUGCAGGCACUUCAUGUUAUGCAUUGCAAAGUCUUUACAGGGUUACCUGAGUCUAUUGGAAAGCUUAAGAAGCUGAGAACUCUAGAGUUAUUGAUGGUUACAGACCUUAAGAGUCUACCUCAAUCUAUUGGUGAUUGUCAAGAUCUCCGAUCCUUGCAGCUC